AUGACAGCGCGCGGCAGGCAGCUCGCGAUAACUCUGGGCGGAAAAGGCGGGAGAAGACUCUGCCGCUUCCGCGUGAGCGCAGCACAGAUCCAACACCGGAGCAAAAUGGACGAGAAGUUAAUAUUAACUGUAUUUAAUCACCCAGAGCUAUACAAUGUCACUCUUCCCAAUUACCGCUGCACGGAAAGUCGGGCACAUGCCUGGAGAAACAUCAGUCUGGUGUUGGGUCUCCCCUCUGAGGAGUGCAAAAGAAAAUGGAAGAACCUGAGAGACAGGUAUCUGAAAGAAGUCCGAAUUGAGAUCAAAAGUAAGAAACAAGGAGAGGUCUUGCAGAGCAGAUGGAAAUACAGACAACUGAUGAACUUUAUUGCACCCUUCACUGGGUCCAGAAGCGGAGUGGCAGACAUCUGCGGUAACAAUGACGAUGACCACGACAACCCUGACAAUGAAUCUGGCUGUGUGGAGGGAGAAACCACGUCAUCCGAGACAGUUAAGACGCCGCAGUCCACAAUGAAGGCACCAUCGAGUCCAGCAGACCUCAAGCCCCAGGUAGCGUUUGUGUCACAGCUUCCUUCAGUGUCUCAGGACUCACAGAUGACCCAGCUCACUGUUCUGGCAAACAUGCCGUCAGGUCCACAAGUGCCCCCUGUCAGCAAAACUGGACGGAAACGUCGUCUGAUGCAAGAGUCACUUUCACCGUCUUCGUCCCAACGUACACCAUCCCCUACUAAAUGGCUGGUCAAAGACAAUGGCUCCUCUUUUCCCAACAGGCCUCGGGACGAAGACGAACUGUUUCUGCUGAGCUUCGUGCCCGCUCUUAAGCGACUCGCUCCGCAGAAAAGAUGUGAGACAAAAAUAAAAAUCCAGCAGAUUAUGUAUGAAGCAGAGUUCAACAUUGCACAGCCAGAGAAACCGUCGGAUUCAGAAACGCGGGACUAGGCCAAACUGACUUUAAAAAAGAAAUUACUUAAUUGUAUUUUCUGAAAAAACUCUUGCACAAAAUGAACAAAUUAAUUUUUUUACAGCGCAAACUGAUUGAG
Messenger RNA from Scomber japonicus (chub mackerel), 1040 nucleotides. RefSeq lists its product as uncharacterized. Gene Ontology annotation, biological process: regulation of transcription by RNA polymerase II. The record is from RefSeq and is a predicted model, not a curated record. NCBI's taxonomy places the organism in Eukaryota, Metazoa, Chordata, Actinopteri, Scombriformes, Scombridae. Bases 1 to 939 code for a protein of 312 amino acids. Gene Ontology annotation, molecular function: DNA binding. Gene Ontology annotation, cellular component: nucleus; transcription regulator complex. The transcript has 2 exons.